AUGAGUGCGUCACCAAACCUCAGAUGUGGCUUAUGCAAUGAAUAUCUCGUCAAUGCUGUCACUGUGGCAGGAUGUAUGCACAGCUUCUGCGAAGAAUGUCUCUUGAAAAAUCUGUCAGUAUCGGGUACUUGUCCAACAAAGGGAUGCAAGAAAAAUGUAGACAAAAACGGAUAUCGCCGCGAUUCUACUUUGCAAAUGCUCGUUUACAAAUUUGUGCCCCAGAUGUUUUUUGAAAACGCUGAGAAAGGCAGCAAAGGAAACACGGAUGUCAACAACAGAAAAAUGCAGAGAGAACUGGCACAAGCAAGCACUGAAAUUUGUGAUCCUGACGAGCUUCUGUCAAUUUGUUUGGAGUUUGUACCGGCUCCAGCUGUGGCAAAGCCUGAUGAGGUGUUCUCCUAUAGGACCCCUCCUAUUCGCCCGGCCCUGGCUCAACGUCCUCCUCUAGGACCUAUUGUCUGCGAAGAAUGUCUCUUGAAAAAUCUGUCAGUAUCGGGUACUUGUCCAACAAAGGGAUGCAAGAAAAAUGUAGACAAAAACGGAUAUCGCCGCGAUUCUACUUUGCAAAUGCUCGUUUACAAAUUUGUGCCCCAGAUGUUUUUUGAAAACGCUGAGAAAGGCAGCAAAGGAAACACGGAUGUCAACAACAGAAAAAUGCAGAGAGAACUGGCACAAGCAAGCACUGAAAUUUGUGAUCCUGACGAGCUUCUGUCAAUUUGUUUGGAGUUUGUACCGGCUCCAGCUGUGGCAAAGCCUGAUGAGGAGGUUGUGUCUACGAACCCUUCUACUUCAUCGUCCUCUAAGGCCGAGCCCCCAUUGAAGAAGAUGAAAAAGAUGCGCGAACAUCGUGAAGUUCAGCAGUCAUUUCGGCGCUUUUUUCGAUGCGCAGCGAAGGUGCCGAUUCGUAUAGUGCGCCGCCUUCUUGAAACGAAGCUAUUUCUCACUGAUCAAUUCACAGUCCACUUCAUUUCCGACAGGGAUUUCCAGGAUAUUCCUGAUGACGUUACUUUGCGCACGUUGGUGCUGGACGGCGGUUUUGAUCGAACAAGACCUUUUCGGCUAUUCUUCACUCUCAUUCCGAAUGUGAACGAUGACGCGCCGCCAGUUCUCGACGCGGAAACAAUGCCCUGUCUUAUGCCGGAGGCACCCGUUCAUCAAGAAGCGCCGUCAACGAUUCAACCGCCCGGUCAACUACAACCUGUCCAGCUCGUUUCUCCGGUGGUUCCAGCGCUAACUGUCAGUCUUUCAACGGAUAUCUAUGGUCAUUCGGCUCCAAUUAUAACUCCUCAGUGCGCCCCGCGCAAACGUAGAAAGCUGAGCGAUCCGAAGAAAAGUCCCACAGAGAAGUCUCCGACGACUGUUGCUCAUCCGACACCACUGGCGCCGAAUAUGCUUGUCGGUCCGCUGAUUCGGCCGAUGUUCAUCGCACAGCCACCGUUUAUUCAUCGUUCGCCUCCGAAUAUGCAUAUUUCGAUGCCGUACACCCAGCCACCACAGAAUUCAAACACCGUGGAAAAUUCACCACCAAAACAAUGUGCAUCCGUAUGCAGAACCGAUAACAACGUUGAUCAACCUCCUCUGCUGCAUCGAGAGGAUCCAAUGGUUUCUGUCGUUCCACCUCCAACGCUAGAACCAUCGCCUUCAUCGUUCACGGAUAUCCAAAAAGCUCCGAAUCCGCCUCAAAUCCCGCAACCGCCAGUUCAAUUCGUACCACAGGAAGGGAGUUCGAAGACAUCCAAGGUGGAAAAAAAUGUGAAGCCGAAACCGCCACCUCUUCCAGAAGCCUCAUCGAUGUCGAUGGAAUCACGACCAAAAGCAGUAACCUCUGUCUAUGAGCCGCAUCCUAUGCCAUCAUAUCCCUUCUAUAUGAAUAGUACCACCAAAAGUUUGGAGCCUCCACCUAGGCUCGACGCAAUGACAAGUCACGCUAGGCAACAACCUUCCGAAAAGAAGCAGUCGUCCAGAGCGAAUUCCUCACAGAAUGGCUUUGUCAACAGUAGUACGUCUAAAGGGAAGCCGAAUAAUUCACCAGCGCUACCAAUUACACCUGACCAUCUACGAUCUGUGCAGACUGUUCUACCACAAUCCUUGGGCGGAGAUAUUCGGGCAAUGCCGAUUCUUCCACGAAAGCUGGAGGAAACCCAACCACCACCGACUUCGGCGAAUUUCGAUCCAAGAAUGGACAUGGCUGCUGCUAGAAUGGGAACUGGUGCUUUUACGUCACCCGAUCAUGCUGCGCCACCACCACCACCAACGCUCCCCAACGCGACUACAGUGACGGCACCAAUGGAUUUUCGGCGAAUGGCAACGCUGAAUAAACAGUCGCUUGGUCGUACAUUACAAGCAGUCCUGUCAAGUGGACGAGCAGACGUAACAAAAAACACCGUGACGUUGCCUUGUGCUGGUGCAGGCGACGUCGCCAGUGGUGGCGCGCCGAUGGACGCACGACCGACGCCACUCAACGGCAAAAUACCCAAAGAAGCUGCGGUCGAUUUACGUUUCCCGAAUUCGAAAUCGCUCUCUACAUGA
Ostertagia ostertagi is the source of this 2529-nucleotide messenger RNA. The record is from the annotation of a GenBank genome assembly. NCBI's taxonomy places the organism in Eukaryota, Metazoa, Nematoda, Chromadorea, Rhabditida, Trichostrongylidae.